This is a messenger RNA of Eruca vesicaria subsp. sativa (arugula), 669 nucleotides long. Lineage: Eukaryota; Viridiplantae; Streptophyta; Magnoliopsida; Brassicales; Brassicaceae. The record is from the annotation of a GenBank genome assembly.
AUGGGUCGUGUUUUCAGAAUAUGGCGUGGUGAUUGGAAGAAGAACGCUCAAGAUCAGUGGUACUUUGUGCUAAACCAUGAAGACUACGGUUUCACAAUGUACAUGGAUUCUCCUGAAACUUUCCCAGUGAUCGAUUCUACACUUCGAGAAUACUACAUGCUCACUCCGGUAACUCAUGUUCUGAUAACCUACGGCAUGCCUAGCUGGAUGCUCCUAUCCAGCGGACCUUCCGCACCGAGAACCAUUGCUUCGACAUCGGACCUUGUCGACUUGAUAAGCCAGAGACCACCGCUAAUUGACUCAACACUCCUAUGUACUAUAGGUGCAAAGAGUGUUGCAGAGUUUCAGUUCCUCACUCGUUCUGAUUUCAGCAUAGGAUUCUCGACCUAUGUGGUUGGAGAUGGUCAGGAUGAUAUAGCCAGAGCAAGAUACGAGGGCUUGGUGUUGGGUGAGAGACAUCUUCUCAGUGCGAGUGUUCUCACAGAUAUAUUUGGAGAGGAAGACAUGGUUAUAAUCCACCGUGUUGCUCUGGAGAUGGCUCAUGCUGAUAAGACAAGGCAAUCUCAGACAGGGUAUGGAGUAGUCCAAAGAAUGGAGAUCAUUCAACUUGAUGAUGAUGAUGAGAUGGUUGAUUCUUUUCAGAAUGAAGUGACAGAAAAUGGAACCUAA